Molecule: messenger RNA, 4555 nt
Organism: Oenanthe melanoleuca
Lineage: Eukaryota; Metazoa; Chordata; Aves; Passeriformes; Muscicapidae
Gene: RAP2A
Product: RAP2A, member of RAS oncogene family
Exons: 2
Coding region: 309-860 (183 amino acids)
Biological process (GO): Rap protein signal transduction; negative regulation of cell migration
Cellular component (GO): plasma membrane
Molecular function (GO): GTPase activity; GDP binding; GTP binding
Source: RefSeq, a predicted model, not a curated record
CUCCUCCUCCUCCUCCUCCUCCCGCUCUUUCUUCCCCCGUCCCGCCCCGCUGGCUGUUGCCGUGGCGACACGGGAAGGAGGAGGCGGGGCCGCCGCCCCACCCCGGCCGCGCCGCAGCCCGUGAGCGCGGCCCCGCCGCCGGCAGCGCCGCCCAGGAGCCGCCGCGGCGGCCCGGAGCAUCCGCCGGGCGGGGAGCGGAGCGGAGGCGGCUGCGGCGGCGGGCGCAGGGCGGGGCGGCCGAUGGCGGGGGGGUGAGGAGGGGCCGUCGGCAGGUGCGGGUCGGGCGGGCGGUCCGCGCUGGCGGGAGGAUGCGCGAGUACAAGGUGGUGGUGCUGGGCUCGGGCGGGGUGGGGAAGUCGGCGCUCACGGUACAGUUCGUGACCGGCACCUUCAUCGAGAAGUACGACCCCACCAUCGAGGACUUCUACCGCAAGGAGAUCGAGGUGGACGCCUCCCCCUCCGUCCUGGAGAUCCUGGACACGGCCGGCACCGAGCAGUUCGCCUCCAUGCGGGACCUCUACAUCAAGAACGGGCAGGGCUUCAUCCUCGUCUACAGCCUGGUCAACCAGCAGAGCUUCCAGGACAUCCGACCCAUGCGCGACCAGAUCAUCCGCGUCAAGAGGUAUGAGAAGGUGCCAGUAAUUCUGGUUGGUAAUAAAGUGGACCUGGAAAGUGAGAGAGAAGUAUCAUUGAGUGAAGGCAGAGCCUUAGCUGAAGAAUGGGGCUGCCCCUUUAUGGAGACCUCUGCUAAAAGUAAAACAAUGGUGGAUGAGCUCUUUGCGGAAAUUGUUAGACAAAUGAACUAUGCAGCACAGCCAGACAAAGAUGAUCCAUGCUGUUCUGCAUGUAAUAUACAAUAGCAUUAAAAAUGACCUAACCUGGACUUAAUUUGCAGAAAUUUUGUAAGGUGGUAAAACUGUCUACUUCACUUCCUGGUUUGUGGGUCACUUGAAAUACAUCUGUAGUGAAGUAGCAACAUUAACUCAGAGCUGAGCAUUGAAAGUCAAUCACUGACUCUGAAUAUAAUUGGGUUAAAUGACCACAUCUCACCCGUUUUUUCCCUUUGAGCACCUGCAAUUUUAUGGCACAGUCAGUUGAUCUACAGGGUCAUUCCAGUUGAACGUUCGUGUGUUGUCAUGUCAGACAGCAACAACAGCAACUAUUUCUGAAGAGGACAGAAUCCUUUUGGAAAUGGAAGAUGAGAGCAGUGGAGAGGAUAUCUCUGAAGACCUUUCACAACAAGCAUAAGCAUGAAAAGAAGAGCCAUGUCUUUUGGUGUCUGAUUACCACGCUUCAGAAUGGGCACUAUCACAUGUGGCUGAGUUUGUUCAGUCAGUUAUGUUGAUUUCACCAGAACUUCUGACAGUGUUGGAGGAAAAGGCUACCAGAGAUCCAUAUAGUUUGGAUUCUUUUCAAAAUCAAUACUAUUAUUUCUACACUUUAUCCCACAUCUUGAAAUAGAAAACAUUGAAUCAGUGUGUGAAAUGAAAGGCAAGAUCUGGAAACAAGUGACGGGUGAAGAAACAGUCUGGCAUUGGAAUGUUUUAAAUCUUUCAUUUUGCUGCUCAAAAAUGGAGGAUCGCUUCAGGUUUUGGUCUACAAAAAGCCAAACAAACCCUCUGUUUACAAAGCAGGAAGCAUCUUUAUUUUCACUUUACUGAACCAGAAGGAAGCAACUGUGAUGAAAAAAAAAAAUUUGCUGAGCCUUACUAACAAGGAACACUUUAAUAGAUUAACUAGUACCAUCUUGUAAGGAAAAUUAAGCCAUGUUUCAUCCAUAUGUUCCCUUCUGCAGAAACCUCGUGGGACAGUAUGAACAUCCUGCAUUUUUAAGUUUGUUAAAGACAACAGUUUUUCUUGCCUUUAAGGGCUACAUUCUCUGGUGUGAUCCCGAACUAACCUUUGAAAAUCCAGUUUGCUAUUUGAUAGCUUUAAUGUUGAAAACUUAAAUUGAAUAACCAUGUGAAAUCAUUUGGUUCAGAGGUGAAAUAGUUACAGUUGUAAUUCUUUAGGUGAGUGUGGAAAUGGCUCUUUAAUUGCCUGACACACUAUUCAAAGGUUGCCCCAAUUAUUGGAAUGUUUAAUGGUGGGAGCAAAUAUUUUAUUUGGAAAGGAUGCUCGAGCUCUGACUUGCUAGUUUCAUAGCAGUGAAGUAUUUAUCAUUUGCAUGACUAAUGGCACAGAAAUACCUAUUUCAAAGUCUUACAAUCAAAAGUAUAGAAAAGUUUUCAAUCGCAAUGUUUAGAUUUUAAAUGCUGGAGAGAUUGUCUUGAGCUGGAUCUUUUAUAGGUAAAAUUGGCCAUAAAAAUACAGUCACUGAGCCUGUGGUCUAAAUAACACCAUGCGUUUAUUAGUUUUUAAAUCUUGUGCAGUAACAGUGUAGUUCCUUGUGUUUAAAUGAGUGAAAAUAGGGGUGCUGGGCUGUGUGUGUGUGUGUGUGUGUUGAGUGUGUAUGUGUGUGUAUAUGGCCCUUAGAAAUGCUGUAAUUGGAGUUAGGUUCGAGAGUUUUGCCUCCAUCUGCAGAACUUCCUAAAAGCGCUCUCAUCUGCCACAAAGGACACUGGAGUAGAAAACACUUUGCCAAUUUCCAUGCAUAAAUGUCCUUAACAUUUUGAAUUAUAGUUCACUGGAUGCUAACUAAAGAAAAUCAUAUUCACAGAAGAGAACUGGCCAAGUCUGCCCUUAAUCUUUCAACACCUUUCCACUACCAGUGUGACAAAGGGCAUUAGAUGUCACAGAACAUUAAGCCUUACUAGAACGUAAAUGUAGCCCAUUUCCCAUUUACUUUGCAGAGCUUUUGUUACUGUAUUUUGUUCUCUUAGGGAGAUAGGCACACUGUUUAUUUCUGGCAUCUGAAUGCCCAUUUUGGGUGCUCUGAAUCGCCCUCCUAGAGGCACCUACCUCUUUCCAUUGACUGUAUAGCAAACUUAGGCUAAUUUUAGUCCUCCAGGUCACAGAACUCACAAGCCUAAACUAGAUGGUAUGAAUGUUCUCUUACCACCCCCUGCCUGCCCAUUGUGUCAGCUGCCAUGCUUAAACAAGAUGUGAGAUGUUGGAUUAAUGAUAUUUCAGGGUUUCAAAUAUCUGGAUUGGGAAGUGGUUAAUCAAACAGCACAAUCCAUCCGUAAAACAGCUUGUCAGUGUGAGAUCCACUGCGUAAGCACUCAGAAAAGAAGAAAAUACCAAGAAAAUGGCAUGAAGUAGAGUAUGAACAGCCUAAUGUGAAGUUCAUAAUAUAAAGCAGAUGGGCUUUAAAUAUAGGAAAAAUUGCACAGUAAAUUUUUAACAGAAAAUAUUAAAGAAAAUAUCUCCCAGUUUUGUUUCUUCAUUGCACGCUUACAUUUUCAAAAGCAUAGGCCAUAUGUAAGCUACCAUGCAACUUGGCUGGGGGGGCAAAGUGUAAGUGUUGUUUUUCAUUGUAUAGUUCUGAGGAAGUAGUUAUGCACUAUUUGUAUUUCCACUAAUGUGAAGAUAGUGGAGCUUGAAUCAAUGACAGUUGCACUCGACAGAUUUUCAAAUUAUAGGGGUAGCAGAGUGGGAGGUAGGUGAGCCACACGGCGGCUGUGUGGCUGCCCUGCAGGAAUCACUGGUCUUGGGUCACUGUUUCAUUUGUACCCUGAUAGGAUUACCAGUUAUAGUAUUUGAAAGUUUCUUAUAACAUGCCUUAAAAUAUUAUGAUUUGUUCCAAAGACCCACUUUUCCUUUGGCUGUUCUUGUAGAGCUUUGUACUUUUCUACAAAGACAGCAUUUCUCCAGUUUUGUUGGUUUCUUUUUAAAAAGUUGCAACUUUUAUUCUUUUGAGCUAUGAUAGUGAGAGCAACUGUUUCCUCUUUCCCUUAAAGAUACACACAAAAAUAUUCAAAGCAAACAGACCAGAAUCAGAUAAAGAGUAUUAAAUAUAACUUGCAUUGGAUUUUGUUUGGGUUUUUUCUGUUGUGCCCAUCCCCCUGCCCACCCCUUCAGAGCAUCAAAAAAAUAAAUUUGGUGACAUUUUCUGUUCUGAUUCUAGCCUCUCCCUAACCCCAAUGCUACAGUUGCCAUUACUUUUCUGUGGGAAAAACUACUGGUAUUUGCUUUCCUGUAUAGAAUGUUACCUAAAAAUGUCAGCCAUUUGGUUGGGGGGUUUUGUGCAUGUUUGUUUUUAAUUUUUUAUUUUUUUUUUACCAGUGUGCCAUCAAGCACUGGUUAGGCUUUAAUUGUGAAACUCCGCAACAAAAGCAAAUGUUUGACAACUGCAGGAGGCUUUUAUCUGCAUUGUUGUGCAUCUGUUAAUUCUUGAUCAGGGUUUGAAGAAAGACUGAAGUGGGUUCUGGAGUCAGACUUAACGCUGUUGAUUUGGAGUUUCCUAGGGGUGAAUUAAUGUAUUUCACAGUUAAUUGUUGAGCUCUAAUACAACUGGCAACUUAAAAUGGGGCAAGAGUUUGUUUUGUAACAAUGUCAGUUGUUUAAACCUUGAUGUUUCAAAUAAAACAAGAAUUGUACAUAGAACUCAAUGCAAACUCAGCAGUUGUAUUUGGAGUUAAAUUAUUUUAACAAAUAAAUUUAUUUAAUGAAA